AUGAGUGGCGAAAAAGACGAUGAAGAUGACGACGAUGAUGGAAAGCCAUCCAGAAAAAAGUCAAGUGGUGCACAAGAUGAUCAAUUUAUGAAUCUCACUAAAAAAUUGAUUGAAGUUCGGAAUAUAUUGAUGAGCAUUGAUCAUGAAGAAGGGCUUAAGUUACCUAGUAUCGUGGUUAUUGGAAGUCAGAGUUCUGGUAAAAGUUCUGUACUCGAAGCUAUCGUUGGACAUGAAUUUUUGCCAAAGGGAUCCAAUAUGGUAACUCGAAGACCGAUUGAGCUUACAUUAAUACAUACACCUAAAUCUAGAGAAGAAUAUGGUGAAUUCCCUCAAUUAGGUUUAGGAAAAAUACAUGAUUUCUCUCAUAUUCAACAAACUUUACGUGACCUCAACCUUGCUGUGCCCGAAUCAGAAUGUGUAUCCAACAAACCAAUUGAACUUCGAAUUUACUCGGCAAAUGUUCCUGAUUUAACUUUAAUUGAUUUACCUGGUUAUAUUCAAGUAAACAACAAAAAUCAACCGGGAACUUUAAAAGACAAAAUUGUUGAAUUAUGUGAACAAUAUAUCAAAGAACCAAAUAUAAUAUUGGCUGUUUGUGCGGCUGAUGUAGAUUUGGCAAAUUCUGAGGCAUUAAAAGCUGGUCGUAAAGUUGAUCCAUUAGGUUUGCGAACUCUUGGUGUAAUAACUAAAAUGGAUUUAGUGGAACCUGAAAUUGGUGCCGCGAUUUUGCGAAAUAGUGAUUAUCCUUUACAUUUGGGCUAUAUUGGUGUUGUUUGUAAACCUCCUGCAAGCAUUAAAAAUAAAAAGAAUAUUACUUCUGCAUUAAUACGUCACGAGGAUCAAUUUUUCAGGAGUAAUUAUGUGUAUAGUCAACGUGGUAUUCAAGUCGGCAUUGGUACUUUACGAAAGAAACUAAUGGAAGUAUUGGAAGAAGGCAUGGCAAAAUCCUUAUUUUCUAUUGUUGGGACAGUACAAAAAGAACUAGAAGAAACUCGUUACCAAUUCAAAGUACAAUAUAAUGAUAGGCGAAUUACGGCAGAAUCAUAUGUUGCUGAAACCAUUGACAGCAUUAAACAAAAUUUUAAAAAUUUUGCACACUCUUUUGGAAAACCACAAGUAAGACAUGAAGUUCGAUCAAUGUUAGAACAGAAAGUUAUGGAUCUUUGCGCUGAACUAUAUUGGACUGAUAAUAAAAUCGUUGAUUUACCAAAAGUAUCAGUUGAUGAACUUUAUUGGAGGUACAAACUUGACAUGAGCUCUGCUGCCCUCACGAAAAGUGGCAUUGGACGAACUAGUACUCAACUAGUAGUUGGUGUAUUAAUGGCAAAUAUGGAAAAAAUUGCAUUAUUGGAACCAUUAAAUAAUCAUCCUGAUACAAGUAGUAAGCUAUUAAGUCUUAGCAAUGAAAUUUUACGUAACAAAUUUCACACAACUUCAGAUCAAGUUGAAAAUUGUGUAAAACCAUAUAAACAUGAGGUUGAAUGCAGUGAACAAGAAUGGACCGAUGGUGUAAAAAGGACAAUAUCCCUUCUUGAAAAAGAAUUGGAAAGUUGUAAUAGAGCUUUACAAAACAUUAAAGAUACUGUGGGAAAAAAGAAACUUAGAGCUGCAAUCAAAUAUGUAAUUGAUGCUGAGAGAGAAGCAAAACGUGUACAGGCUCAAACUCGGGAUUCUGGGGAAAGUACAGUUGUUGAUAAUGGGAACGAGACUUCUACAAUUAUUCAGGCUCAAUCUGUUGUAGUCAGUGACAUAAUAGAAGAUAAUGAUCAUAGUCGUUUACAUUUCAACUCUAAAGUGAUCGAAAAAGCUCUUGAAGCAAUAUUUCUACGAGAUCGAUCCAUGAUACUAAAAUAUCGUCUGGCUGCCCUUAAAUCACGACAAUGCAAAUCCUCCGAAAACAAACAAUAUUGCCCUGAAGCAUUUUUAAAUAUGGUCGCCGAAAAACUUGCUUAUACUGCUGUGAUGUUCAUUCAGGUUGAAUUGUUAAACGAAUUCUUUUUCCAAUUCCCAAGAGAAGUAGAUAAUUUACUCGUAUAUGGUAUGAAUAAAAAUCAAAUAUUAUCAUUCGCCAAAGAGAAUCCAAAAAUACGGAAACAUUUGGAAUUACAAGAGAAAAAACGAAAAUUGGAAGAGGUUAUGGAAAAAUUAAAUUAUAUAAGUAGAGAUGCAAACGGCUGGCUCGGCUCUGCUAACG
Dentiscutata heterogama is the source of this 2194-nucleotide messenger RNA. NCBI's taxonomy places the organism in Eukaryota, Fungi, Glomeromycota, Glomeromycetes, Diversisporales, Gigasporaceae. The record is from the annotation of a GenBank genome assembly.